Coregonus clupeaformis (lake whitefish) is the source of this 4300-nucleotide messenger RNA. Its product is annotated as ubiquitin-like modifier-activating enzyme 1. Gene Ontology annotation, cellular component: SUMO activating enzyme complex; cytoplasm. Gene Ontology annotation, biological process: protein sumoylation. The record is from RefSeq and is a predicted model, not a curated record. Lineage: Eukaryota; Metazoa; Chordata; Actinopteri; Salmoniformes; Salmonidae. Gene Ontology annotation, molecular function: SUMO activating enzyme activity.
AUCUCCCUCUGCCAUUUUGGUUUUGUUCCCGUCUUGUGGUCGCACACAGGACUCGACCAGCUAAACGACAUAGUGACUCGACAUUUAUAGUCCGAAACCUUUUCACCUCGUUUCUUUUUGUAAGCAGAACUACAAUCAUCGUUAUUGACGUUUUACACACGAGAGGAGCGGUUUGCACAGAGAAGGGACAGAGAAGGAUUAUUGAUGUCCAGCUCGCCGCUGUCCAAGAAGCGUCGCGUGUCAGACUCAGAGACGAAGACGGGAUCCCAUUGCUCCUCCUCUAACUCUGUCAGAACUGAACUGUCUCACAGACCCGCCAACGGCAUGGCUAAGAAUAGCAAUGAUGCUGAGAUCGAUGAAGGCCUGUACUCCAGACAGCUCUACGUGUUGGGCCAUGAUGCUAUGAAGCGCAUGCAGAGCUCCAAUGUCCUGGUCUCAGGGCUGAGAGGGCUUGGAGUGGAGAUCGCUAAGAAUGUCAUCCUGGGUGGAGUCAAGAGUGUUACCCUGCACGACCAGGGACAGGCUGAGUGGAGAGACCUCUCCUCACAGUUCUACCUGCGUGAAGAGGACCUGGGGAAGAACAGGGCGGAGGUGUCUCAGACUCGCCUGGCUGAGCUCAACAGCUACGUACCUGUAGUGGCCUACACUGGAGCCCUCACCGACGACUACCUGACUCAGUUCCAGGUUGUAGUCCUGACCAACUCUCCCCUAGAGGAGCAGCAGAGUGUUGGAGAGGUCUGUCACAGUAACGGCAUCAAGCUGGUGAUCGCUGACACACGGGGACUCUUCGGACAGCUCUUCUGUGACUUUGGAGAGGAGAUGCUGGUGAUUGAUACCAAUGGAGAGCAGCCUCUCUCUUCCAUGAUCUCCAUGAUCACCAAGGACGCAGCAGGUGUGGUGACGUGUCUGGACGAGACUCGCCACGGGUUUGAGAGCGGAGACUUUGUGAUCUUCACUGAGGUGCAGGGCAUGACUGAGCUCAACAGCUGCAAGCCGUUAGAAAUCAAGACCCUGGGCCCAUACACCUUCAGUAUCUGUGACACCACAGGGUUCUCUGACUACGCCAGGGGAGGCAUCGUCUCUCAGGUCAAGAUGCCCAAGAAGGUGGCCUUCAAAUCCUUCACCACUUCCAUGGCUGAGCCAGAGUUUGUUCUGACAGACUUUGCUAAGUUUGAGCGACCAGGACAGCUUCACCUGGGCUUCCAGGCUCUACACAGCUACCAGAGGAAACACCGCAGGCUGCCCAAGCCCUGGUGCCAGGCUGAUGGAGAGGAGCUGGUGUCUCUGGCUAAAGAGGUGAACUCCAGCCAGACGGGGUCAGCUAAGGUGGAGGAGCUGGAUGACACGCUCAUUAAGAAACUAGCCUUCGUCUCCGCCGGCGACCUGGCACCAAUCAACGCUUUCAUUGGUGGACUGGCCGCACAGGAAGUUCUGAAGGCCUGUACAGGGAAGUUCAUGCCCAUGAUGCAGUGGCUGUAUUUUGAUGCUCUGGAGUGUCUGUCUGAGGAAGAGGGAGGAGCCAUGCUGACUGAGGAGGACUGUGCCCCUAGGAACAGUCGUUAUGAUGGCCAGAUCGCUGUGUUUGGCGUCAAGCUGCAGGAGGAGCUGGCUAAACAACGCUACUUCCUGGUUGGGGCUGGCGCUAUUGGCUGUGAGCUGCUCAAGAACUUUGCCAUGAUCGGAUUGGCUGGCGGGGAGGGUGAGGUCAUCGUGACAGACAUGGACACUAUUGAGAAAUCCAACCUCAACAGACAGUUCCUCUUCAGGCCGUGGGACGUGACGAAGAUGAAGAGUGAGACUGCGGCGGCAGCGGUGAAGCAGAUGAACCCGUCCAUCCGGAUCACGGGUCACCAGAACCGCGUCGGGCCCGACACCGAGCGCGUCUACGAUGACGACUUCUUCGAGAGCCUUCACGGAGUCGCCAACGCACUGGACAACGUUGACGCACGGAUGUACAUGGACCGGCGGUGUGUCUACUACCGUAAGCCCCUGUUGGAGUCCGGUACUCUGGGUACCAAGGGCAACGUCCAGGUGGUGAUCCCCUUCCUGACGGAGUCAUACAGCUCCUCCCAGGAUCCCCCAGAGAAGUCCAUCCCCAUCUGCACACUGAAGAACUUCCCCAACGCCAUCGAGCACACACUGCAGUGGGCCCGUGAUGAGUUUGAGGGUCUCUUUAAACAGCCAUCAGAGAAUGCCAUGCAGUACCUCACAGAUCCCAAGUUCCUGGAGAGGACCCUGAAGCUUCCUGGAGCCCAGCCUCUAGACGUGUUGGAGGCCGUCUAUAAGAGUCUGGUGACUGACUGCCCUCGCAGCUGGGCCGACUGUGUCAUCUGGGCUCGGCACCACUGGCAGUGCCAGUACAGCAACAACAUCCAUCAGCUACUGCACAACUUCCCCCCAGAACAGCUGACCAGCUCUGGCGCCCCCUUCUGGUCCGGUCCAAAGAGAUGUCCUCACCCUCUAGAGUUCAGCACCAGCAACGACCUCCAUAUGGACUAUGUGAUGGCAGGAGCCAACCUGUUUGCCCAGUCGUACGGCAUGCAGGGCUCUACUGACCGUGUCGGCGUGGCUAAGAUCCUGGACAGCCUAUCAGUGCCCACCUUUGUCCCCAGGUCAGGGGUCAAGAUCCACGUCUCUGACCAGGAGCUGCAGAGCGUCAACGCCAACGUCGAUGACAACAGGCUGGAGGAGCUGAAGACCCUGCUACCUGGACCUGAAGCUUCUUCUCAGUUUAAACUCACUGCCAUCGACUUUGAGAAGGACGAUGACUCCAACUUCCACAUGGACUUCAUUGUGGCUGCUUCCAAUCUGAGAGCAGAGAACUACAACAUUCCCCCUGCAGAUAGACACAAGAGUAAACUGAUAGCUGGUAAGAUCAUUCCUGCGAUAGCGACCACCACGGCGGCGGUCGUGGGUCUGGUGUGUCUGGAGCUCAUCAAGAUCGUUCAGGGACACAAGAAGUUGGAGUCGUUUAAGAACGGCUUCAUGAACCUGGCGCUCCCUUUCUUCGGUUUCUCAGAACCCAUCGCUGCUCCCAGCCACAAGUACUAUGAGAUUGACUGGUCGCUGUGGGAUCGGUUUGAGGUGAAGGGUCUGCAGCCCAGUGGAGAGGAGAUGACACUCCGACAGUUCCUCGACUACUUCAAGAAUGAGCAUCAGUUGGAGAUCACCAUGCUGUCUCAGGGAGUCUCCAUGCUCUACUCCUUCUUCAUGCCUGCAGCUAAACUCAAGGAGAGGCUGGUGCUGCCGAUGACUGAGAUUGUGACCAAGGUUUCUAAGAAGAAGCUGGGGAAGCAUGUUAAAGCCCUGGUGUUUGAGCUGUGCUGCAACGACCUGACUGACGAAGAUGUGGAGGUUCCCUACGUCCGAUACACCAUCCGCUGAACACACCGGAGGGGGGAGAGAAGAGGCUGAAUCACUGAUGGGGGAAAGGUGUCUUUGAUUCAAUCACUUGAAGAGGAAAAUGGUUAUUGAAGCCCUGGUUGAAAAUGGCGCCCUGUUCUCUCUAUAGUCCAUCCUGAAUGUAUAGGGAAUAGGGUGCCACCAGUUACCUAACAAACACCGGUGUGUUGGGACAUGGUUGUGGGGAGGUUGUAAACGGGUUGGUCCCUGUACCCUACAACUCUGCUACCCUCACCCCUCAAUACUGCCGUACCAGGGCUCUGAACCAACGUGUUACACCCCUUUCUUCCAUCCCUCCCUGUUCUCCUCCCCUGACCUCUGCUUUGUAUUGUAAAACACAAGUCAUGACGUGACACGUCUGAUCAGUAAAAUGCCAAACAAAACUAACUGGAACAAAUAUUACAUCUCUAUUUAAGGAUUUUAUCAAUUUUGGAAAACAGAAAUCCAGGAAAUUGUACCCUAAAAUCACUGCCUUGGAUUCUAGUUGAACUUUGAAAUGGGAGGUGUGAAUAAAGAUUAACCCUUGACUGCCCUGGCCCUAACUGUAACAUAACCUGACCUGGGUGGGGGGCAGGCUGACUGACCGGGACCCCAGGGUUGGUCUUUUAACAGGCGUGUCUCUGCCCCCAAGGGGUGGGAGGGGGGAUGGUGGGGGGUCUGGUGUUUAAACAGUUGAGUUUUCCAUUUUAUUUUGUCUUUUUCAUUUUUAUUGUGGGACGGACUUGUUGGACCGGCGCACACACCUUUAGGAACAUAAUCUCUGUCUUGUUCUGUCUGCUUUGUAAACUCCAGUGACUGCAUUACAGUGGAGGAAGAGUGUGAGACAUGGAGGAGUUGGUCUGGUAGAGCUGUAAUGGGAACACUUAGUGUGAUGAAUAAAUACAAUGUAUAAGAUGAA